Molecule: messenger RNA, 3370 nt
Organism: Dimorphilus gyrociliatus
Lineage: Eukaryota; Metazoa; Annelida; Polychaeta; Dinophilidae
Source: the annotation of a GenBank genome assembly
AUGAAUCUUUAUUUAUAAUCUGUUGAAAUAAAAUUUUUUUGAUUAGGUUUUUAUUUUAGCCGAUUUCUUUACAAUGGAUAAUCGAAAACUGGUUAGAAAACAUCUGAGAAGUCGCGAGACAUUUGUUAAACAUAGUGGACUGUCAGUGAAUGAAGAACCAACACAGCAUAUAGUCAUUCUCAAUGGUGGUUUAUCGAAUAGUGUCACACGAGAGGAAAUUUUAGUUCUAUUUAAUGAUUAUACCGGUUCUGUCGAUGUAAAUAUGCCUGUUGGAAAACCAUACUGCUUUGUCAGUUUUAAUGAAAUUUCGGAGGCAGAACGCGCCAAAAGAGAAUUUCAUGGUUUUAGUUUAGCUAGAUCAUGCGUUGCUUCACCUUGUAUAGUUUAUACAGACUUUAUAACAGAUGUACCUGGUUUGGAAAGACCAUCCUCCAGUAAACCGCAAGAUUUAUUAUUAUUUGAAGAUUAUAUAAGUCCAGAAGAGGAGGAAUUGUGGCUGAAUCAGCUAAGUUUAAAUGAACAGGAGGAGGACUCUAAGGCAGUGAUGAAACACCGGAGAGUUAAACAUUAUGGUUACGAAUUUUUGUACUCUAUUAACAAUGUAAAGAAGGAUUCUCCGUUACCCGAAGGCAUUCCCAAUUACUGUAAAACUGUGCUGGAUAAGAUUUGUAGUGAAUUUCCAUCAAUACAUUAUCCCGACCAACUGACAAUUAAUCAAUACGAGCCUGGUCAGGGAAUUCCUCCACAUAUCGACACUCAUUCAGCCUUCGAGGAUGGAAUUAUUAUAAUCAGUUUGGGCUCGCAAACAGUUAUGGAAUUUAAAAAUCCAGAUGGAGUAAAGCUACCUGUCCUACUACCCCAAAGGAGCUUAACAAUUUUACAAAAAGAGUCGCGUUAUUUAUGGUCCCAUGCUAUUGUUCCACGUCAUUCUGACUUAAUACCAGUAAACGGAUCGAAUGCUAUUACUCUAGUUCCCCGUCGAAAGAGGAUAAGUUUUACAUUUCGUAAAGUUCUGGAUCCGAAAAAAAUUUGCGAUUGUAAUUGGAAAGAUCAAUGCGAUGAUUAUAAGAAACAAGAAAAUAAUAAAAUCCUUCCAAAUACAUCACAAGAGGCAGAAAAAUUUGAAAAAGAACAUGUGCUAAAAGUUUAUGAGACCAUUUCAACUCACUUUGACGCUACUAGACAUAAACAAUGGCCAAAAGUAACAGAGUUUUUAGCUGAAAUUCAGCCAGGAUCGAUUUUAGCUGAUAUUGGCUGUGGAAAUGGUAAAUAUUUAGGAUCAGAAAAUCUAGAUGUGUUCAAAAUGGGAUGUGAUACUUGUAAAAAUCUUUGUAGUAUAUGCGCUGAAAAAAGUAUACCAGUUUUUGUUGCCGAUGCUCUAAAUGUACCUUUAAGAGACAAUUGUGUUGACGCCGUCAUAUCUAUAGCUGUUAUUCAUCAUUUUGCAACAGAAGAAAGACGAAAGAGAGCAAUAAAAGAAAUCCUAAGAAUACUUCGUAAAAAAGGUAAAGCCUUAAUAUGCGUUUGGGCAUUGGAGCAAGAGAGAGGAAAUGUUAAAUCAAAAUAUUUGGCAAAAAAUAAAGAAUCUACGCAACAAGCUAAAGAUUUACUACCCGUUCAUGAUAAUAGGACAAAAUUUGAAAGUCAAGAUUUAUUUGUUCCAUGGCAUCUAAGAAAAGAUGGCAAGAAGUCUGAAGCAGUUUAUAAUAGAUUCUAUCAUGUCUUUAAAGAAGAUAGAACGAAAAAGAUGGCGGCACCAACGUGUAACUCGGCAGAUUGCGCAAAUCAAGGAAUUAAAACUGUUGAGCUGCAAUCUGCCUCUUCAGAAAGUUCGAUAGAAGCCGAUGUUGAUUCAUCAGCGAUUACUGAUGAUGCUACACUCUCUAAAUUACAACCACCAAAAGUUAACAAAAAACUUAGACAGAGAACGACUUCGUCAAGUAACACAGCAAAUCCUGUUGUUAGAUCGGGAAUUCGAACUAUCUAUACACAAGGAAGGCCGCCAUGGUAUGAUUCUCGGGGACAACUGGAACAAGCCUUUAUGAUCGGUAUAUGCGGUGGCAGUGCUUCUGGAAAGACAACUGUUGCAACCAAAAUCAUAGAAUCCCUAAGUAUCCAAUGGGUUUCUCUCUUGUCUAUGGACUCUUUUUAUAAAGUUUUAACUGAAGAGCAACAUAAAGAUGCUUGUAAUAAUGAAUAUAACUUUGAUCAUCCUGAUGCCUUUGACUUUGAACUAAUGAUAAAAACUCUAAAGAGAUUAAAAAAAGGAAAAUCAAUUGAAAUUCCAAUUUAUAAUUUUACAACUCAUUCCAGAGAGAAAGAAAAGAAAACUCUUUAUGGUGCAAACGUUGUGAUAUUUGAAGGUAUAUUGGCUUUCCACUCGAAAGAGCUGAGAGAUUUGUUAGACAUGAAAGUAUUCGUCGAUACCGAUGCUGACAUUAGGUUGGUAAGGAGAUUAAAGCGAGAUAUUGGUGAAAGAGGCAGAGAUAUGACCGGUGUAAUGAAACAAUAUGAUAAAUUUGUUAAGCCAGCUUAUAAUCACUAUAUCGAACCAAUGACACACGUUGCUGAUAUUAUUGUGCCAAGAGGAGGAGAAAAUUUAAUCGCCAUAUCUUUAAUCAAAAAUCAUGUUCAUUCACAACUGUUAAAGAGAGGUCAUAAAUUUCGCUCAGAAUUGAAAGAAAGUGCUCAUGAUGAUCAACCCUUGCCACCUAAACUAUGUCAACUUCAAAAGACUAAACAAAUACAAAGUCUACAUACCAUGAUAAGACGUAAAGAUACACCGAGAGAUGAAUUUAUAUUCUAUUCAAACCGGUUAAUGCGAUUGUUAGUUGAAUUGGCUUUAUCUUAUCUACCAUAUGAAAAAAGGAAAAUAGAAACUCCUCAAGGGAGUGUAUACGAAGGAAAAGCUUGCAAAGCUAAAAAAUUAUGUGGUGUAUCAAUUUUAAGAGCUGGAGAAACAAUGGAACCUGCUUUAACAGAAGUGUGCAAAGACAUUCGACUUGGAAAGUUACUUAUACAAACUAAUUUUGAAACUGGAGAACCUGAGUUGCAUUAUAUACGCCUUCCAAAGGACAUAGGAGAACAUCACGUAUUUCUGUUGGAUCCUACCGUUGCUACCGGUGCAGCAGCAAUUAUGGCAAUACGAAUUCUAUUGGAUCAUGACGUGCCUGAAGAUCAAAUUAUGCUUUUAAGUUUAAUAAUGGCUGAAGUUGGAGUUCAUUCAAUAGCUUACGCCUUCCCAAAAGUUAAAUUAGUGACAACAGCUGUUGAUAAAGAAAUAAAUGAUAGGUUCCAUAUUAUACCUGGGAUAGGUAACUUUGGAGACAGGUAUUUCGGAACUGAUACUAAACCCGAAGUCGAUAUUUAA